GAACGGAAAACAUUUGAUACGUUUUCAGAGUGAAGGCACCGUUUUCAAAUUUCUUCGGCGUAGAGUGGAAGGGGUUCUGUGGGUUACUGGUAACGACCGUUAACCCUACCGGUCGUUCAGCCCCCAAGCCGAUUAGCCCCUAGCUGGUUAGUCCUAAACCAGAAGUCGAUUAUCUUCCGUUCACGCUUAAUAAAAUCGACAGUGUUUUCGACUUCUGGUUGGGGGCUAAUCGACUUCUGGCUGGGAGCUAACCGGCUAGGGGCUAAUAGACUUGGGGGCGAAACGACCGGGGGGGAAGGGAAACGAAACGACCGGAUAUUGAUGAAGAGAAAGACAGUAAAUACUCCAUGAUGGCCUUAUUCCUAAAGUCAAUCCUUCUCAAUUUGUUUAGAUCACUCCCGCCUUGAGAAGUCCCUGGGGAAUCAGAAGUAAUCAAUCCUGUGAUGUAAAUUCUACCCGCGUGGACAGCCCAACAGGCUUUGUAAGCAGCCUCCGCGAUAACAUCAACGUAACGCAGGUGAUCCUGAAUUUUAUUUGUGGGAGGACUGGUUACCAAUGAUAUCUAAAAACGAGUUUAGAGUGAUUACCUUGAGAUAAAGGCUGAUAUGAGAUUAUUCCCCUAUUUAAUACCCUUCAUUCUCUCUGCACGGAUUAGCUUAUUGCUCCAGUUUAAUUUACUUACAAUAUUUCAUGCUCAGCUUUGCGAAACACAUCUGCUGAGGAUCCCUGAAAUAGAUCAAACUAUGACCGUUUGUAAUGGCGAGCACUAUAAAUAAGGGGGACAUUUAUGUGUCUAGAUUCAUUUUGUUCAAAACAGAACGAGUAAUCUACGGCCUGAAUUUGGGAAAAUGUGCCCGGCUCUAGAGCCUGCAAAUGUUUUCUCUCCUAAGUUGAAAUAACAGAGGAAGUUACGUUUUUCAUGCAUUUUCAUAUAAUGAAGGCUACAAACGAGAGAAAGAGCGCAUUUGAGCAACAGGGAACGAGUGCCCGACGAACGAAUGGGAACGAGACAAGAAAACCUCUUUCCCAGGCCUUUGAAAAUUUCUCUUCCAAAUUCACGGGAAAAGCCCGGGAACGAGCUUGUAAUGUUGCUUCUUUCAAGCUCGGCGGUUGCACCCAGAACCCCCGCUGUCUCAAGGUUUCUGUGAUUUCAAAAGACUCAUAAACAAAAUCCAAGAGAAGAUAUCAAAGUUCGGUAAUAAAUGCUCAUACCUCAGGUUUUUCGACUUCAACAAGGUCAAUUGUUUCGUACCUGUCAAUUUUGACUUCCAGAUCCGUGUCACUCCCCUAAACGGGUCAUUAAAUGACUGAUUGAUUUCAUUCAUGCACCUUGAUUUGCAUGCAUGCAGCUUUGUUUAUCUGUCAUACUGCUUUAACAAAUUCUUCGACCGCAACUAAUAUCAGCUAAAAUAUGUAAAUUUGACGUUUGGCGUCGUGAUUUUCCUGCUAGGUGAAUUAAUGAGCAAAUGUUUAUAUAUGUGGGCUCGCUUUGGGAGGGUUUUGCAGUUACCGUUGCAAGAUGUUCGCCCGAGAGCUGCGAUUUGCGCUCAUCGCCUUUCUUGCUUGCGUCGAGUAUGUUUCAGCAGCAAGCAAUUCAACUGUUAUUUUGAUUUGCCUGGACGGAUUUCGCUGGGAUUACAUGGGCAAAGCGAACACGCCGAACUUAGAUUUCAUAGCGAAAACUGGAGUUCACGCGCCCUAUGUAAAGAAUGUGUUUCCAACGGUUACGAUGCCGAAUCUGUACACCAUUGUCACCGGGCUAUACCCAGAGAGUCACGGGAUUAUUGCAAACGAAAUGUUUGAUCCUGUAUACCGAGCUGUGUUUAACAGCAACAAUAACGAAACAAGAUGGUGGGAUGACGGUGAGCCAAUUUGGGUCACAAAUCAAAAGCAUGGUUUCAAAAGCGGUACAAGUUUCUGGCCAGGCUUCGAUGUCGCUAUUCGAGGCUACUUUCCAAGCUUCAGUACAAACGGAACGGAGUAUUCCAAGCCAUUUGCUUCCAAAGCAAACCGCAUGCCAGUUAAGGAGAGAAUUGACACAGUUAUAAAAUGGCUAACCACAGACAAACCUCCAACCUUCGUAGCAAUUUACUUCUUGCAGCCUGACACAAUUGGUCGUGAGUACGGUCCGGACUCGCCUGAAAUUGAGGCCGCUAUCAAACACUUUGAUAAAAAUAUCACUGGUUAUCUCUUAGAUCAGCUUCGACAGGUCGACUUGUUAGAUGAAGUCAAUGUUAUAGUCACUUCGGAUCAUGGAAUGACUGCAUACAAUACAAGUAACUUCAUCAACUUUGAUGACAUCGUGAACGCAAGCACCUAUGAAGUCUUCUCGGGGAAUAAGGCGUUUUUCACCAUCCAGCCGCACCCAGGAAAAGAGAGCUACGUGUACGACAGCCUCAAGGAAGCAGCGACAAAAACCAAGCUCUUCGAAGUGUACAAAAAGGAAGAUGUUCCGGAUGACCUACAUUUCAAGUACAACAGAAGAAUCGGUUCAAUUGUCGGCUUACUUAAGGAGGGUUGGUAUGGCCGCAGUUCGAAACUGCCACAAGGAAAUUAUUCGUACGGCAUAAUACGAGGGGAACAUGGAUACAGCACCACGAUUAAAGACAUGUACCCCUUCUUUAUUGCUCGCGGACCCGCAUUCAAACAGAACUUUACCACCCAGCCGUUUGAGAUCAUAGACAUCUACCCUUUGAUUUGUCACAUACUUGGAAUCGAGCCUGCGCCAAAUAACGGCUCAUUGGCUCGCGUGAAAGGGCUUUUCAAAGACAAAACGGAUUCCACUAAUGCGCCCACCGAAAGCACAACAGAGAAACAACGGUCUGGAAAUAAAAUCGUGAAAAUCGCUGGUUUUGUAAUUUUGGGCUUCGCAGGCCUUGUGAGUCUCGUUGCUUCAAUCUUGUUAAUAAUUCAAUGGUGCAAACGCCAAAACCGACCGAAAAAGCUCACCUGGCAGAAUGAGGAGGAGGACGAAACUGCCGCCAACACGGUAAAUGUCGAUCAUGCAGAUGACUUGGCAGCGAAUCAAGAGGAACCGGUCGAAAAUAACGAUGAAACGGUAGCCUUGCGAGGUCAAGAGAUUCAAGUUUAAAUCUGCGGCGACGAACACGCCCUCCAGGAUCAGUUUUAAAACUACACCGUUUCGUUUCGUAUUCGUUCUUUUAAUGACUGGCUUAAAAGCUUUAGGGAAGGUAGCAUUUGAGAGUUAAAGAUCCAACUGUGUUGCGAACGAAAAAAGGUUCCCUUUGAGCUAAAGGAAGUAUUUUAAUUUUACAGUCGAUAAAUCUCUUAAAAUAUCUGAGAGAACGGCUUGCACCUGUUUUGCAUGUUUCGGAAAGAUUGAAAAAAAAAAUUAAGAGUGGAUGUCUCUAAAAAUCAAAGAAAAAUAAAAAAAUCGCGGACAUGGUCAAAAAUUCGUUUCGUCCCAUUUUUUGUCUACAGGUAGCUAUAGGUACUAGCUAAAGUGAAACGAGGUUAGUUUGUGUAAAUAUUCAUUUUGACGCGAAUAAACCGUUAUGAAUUGCAUGAUCGAAA
Messenger RNA from Orbicella faveolata, 3534 nucleotides. RefSeq names its product ectonucleotide pyrophosphatase/phosphodiesterase family member 5-like. Lineage: Eukaryota; Metazoa; Cnidaria; Anthozoa; Scleractinia; Merulinidae. The record is from RefSeq and is a predicted model, not a curated record.